Neocloeon triangulifer is the source of this 2462-nucleotide messenger RNA. RefSeq names its product autophagy-related protein 13 homolog. Gene Ontology annotation, cellular component: phagophore assembly site; extrinsic component of membrane; cytosol. The coding region runs from base 155 to 1354 and encodes 399 amino acids. The record is from RefSeq and is a predicted model, not a curated record. The transcript is spliced from 7 exons. Gene Ontology annotation, biological process: autophagosome assembly; mitophagy; piecemeal microautophagy of the nucleus. Lineage: Eukaryota; Metazoa; Arthropoda; Insecta; Ephemeroptera; Baetidae.
UCGAUUACAGCUCAGCUGCAGUUUUUUUUGAAGUGAUGCUUUGACCGAUCUAAUUAUAAGGUAGAUCAGUGAUUAUAAAACCUAUAAAUUUUAUUAAAUAACCUCAUUUCUUUGCUGAAUCGCCAAUUUGUGACGAGUUAUAUGUUGCUGAUUGAUGGCGAAAAUGGAUAGCAAACUGAGCGCUCACGAUCGACAAGACCUGGAGAAGUAUACAAAGUUUUUGGCCAUCAAAGCUACGCAGAUCAUUGUCAACAGCAGACUUGGUGAACCCGUCUCGACCAAUUGCAAACCACUAUCGUCGGGCACGGACUGGUUCAACCUGGCCAUCCCUGACCUACCUGAAGUGUCAGCCCAAACAAGGAGCAUUCUGUCUGGCAGCAAUCCCUGCCAGAAACUGCCCAUUUGUGUAGAAAUCAGCCUUAAGACUUCAGAAGGAGACAGCAUGAUUUUAGAAACAUGGUUGCUGAACAUGGGGGAUCCAACAGACCAUGCUACGAAAGUAACUCACACCAUCUACAAUCGAAUGUCUCUGCUGCUCAAAUCCUUGCUGGCUGUCACAAGAGUAACCCCGGCUUACAAACUUUCUCGGAGACAGGGAGCGGACUCGUACCUUAUUUGCUACAGAAUUUACAGUGGUGAACCUCAAUUACAGUUGUUAGGUGAGGGUCACAACCAAGCAAGAGUAGGCCAGUUGACCACUCCCUUGGGAACAAUCCAGCUGUCGGUGGCUUACAGGACGAAAAUGACAAUAUCACCCCAGCACACCAAGGACAUUAUGGUCAAAUCUGACCACUUCAACCCAGACCUCAGCCCAAAGCACACGAGAUAUCAAAAUAUCGAGGAUUCAGACAGUUCGCUGAGCAGCACUAUCAAAGCAGGUGCCUUUGCUGACCCCGGCUCGAAGAGGCCACACUCAAGAUUAUUUGCAGUGGACUCUGAUGAGGUUCCUUUCGCCAACUUGCUCAUAACAGCUUCCAAACAGCCAGCUCAGGAUCAAAACAACGCAACGAAGAGCAAGCCAGACAAUAAUGGCAACAAUAAUGCUCCAGCAGCCAAUCCAGUGUCAGCCAAAACCAGCUCGGAUAGCGUUUCGAGAAGGUCAAGUAGCUCUGCUACGGACGACUUCAUCAUGGUCGACUUGAAAACACCCUUUGCUGGUGGCAACCUGAACAGUGAUCUUGGCACAUUCUACAGGGAGUGCCAAACCGCACCACCCCUCAAAACCUUCUUAGAGCAGCCUACGUUGGCAGAGCAGGUGUCGGCUUUGCCGUCCCAACUGGCAAUGUUUGAGAAAAGCCAGGCUGAAUUUGACGCCCUGGUAACCUCCCUAAUUUCACAGCCCUCUCUCACUUGAGCCAAUCAUGUUGCAAGAGUUGUUAUUUCAUUGUUGGUUACUUGUUGCUCUUGUUAAAGACUGAUUAUCCUGACACGAUGUCAUCUUUUGCCAUAUUAGACUUAUUGCGUUACCAAAAUUUAUUAUUGGAUAUUGGAUUUGUGGCCUUAAAGAAACCUUGUCCAAAACUUGCAAAUAAGCAAUUGAUUUACCAAAAAAGAGAUUAUUGGUAUUGACUGUAAAAGGCAAAGACUGUAAAUAUGGUUGAACGCCUUUAAUAUAAAAGAAAAAUGUAUAGGUAGCAAUGAAGAGCACACUCUGCACACAAUUUCAUUUAUUAAAAACUUUCAGUGCUUGUCAAAAGAGCUUUAAAAGCUGUUCAAGCACUCUAGUCCACAUUUAAUUACCCUCUUCAACAUGAGCCUGAAUCUCUUCAAAAAUUUUCGCUUAUGAAAUGAACUAAAUUUGUGAAUCUUCUACUUAAUUUUUGAUUCUUACCAAGGUUCUAUUUUACCAGUUUAAUGAGAACAAUUUCUAUCUAUCAAGUCAGCAAGUCAGUUUGAGAAAAAUGUAUUAACUUGUGACAGGAGCUUCCUAUGCUAGAUUGCAAAAUCAUCACAAGGCAAAAGACUAAUUUUUUUAUUGUUCUUUGAAGCAAGCGAGUGAGAGAUUGCUGGAUGAUAUCGGUUGGGGGACGGGGGGAUUUUUAAUCAAGAUUCUUAAUAAAUUUUACAAUGGGAAAAUUUGGAAGAAAUUCUUUGACUUGAUUAAAGUCAACUAUUACUCAUUAUACACCAUGCUUAGUGGUGUUAAUGCAUAAAUAUAAUAAAAUUAUUGUCCUCAAGAGUCUUGUAAAAUAUUGGAUAACAAGAAAUAAAGCUAGUAAAUUAUAAUAUUUCUAUUUAUUUCUGAUGAUUUAAAGCUUGUGUGAGUGAAACACUUUACCAGAUUUAGUUGGAAUGAAAUAGCUCUCAUUAUUUUAUUGAGAUGGAAUCAGAUGCAGCAAAUACAUUGUUUACUCUUUUUAAUUUUUUUUCACACGGCACAAUUUAAGGGUGUCCCGUUUUAUUUUCACAUCCAGAGAGAUUCAAUAAAACACCAAAAGUUAUAGAGACAAAUCACAGAGAGC